AUGGCAAUGGCAGUGGCAAAUAAUAAAACACAUUGUUUUACAUGUAAUAAAGAAAAAAUAACAUAUCCUUGUAGAGGAUGUUCAAAAGAAUUUUGUUUAAUACAUUUAACAGAACAUCAACAAAUGUUAAAUGAAGAAUUAAAUCAUAUUAUUAAUGAUUAUGAUCAAUUUAAACAAAGAAUUAAUGAAAAAAAAAAAAACCCACAGAGUCUACAAAAUCUUUCAUUAAUAAAAGAAAUUAAUCAAUGGGAAACAAAUUCAAUUGAAAUAAUUCAAAAAAAAGCACAAAAUUGUAGAGAAACUAUUAUCACGUCUUCAGAAAUAUUUAUUAAUGAGAUUGAAAAGAAAUUUGAUGAUUUAUCUGAACAAAUAAAACAAAUUCAUAAAGAAAAUGAAUUCAAUGAAAUUAAUUUAAAUUAUUUAAAAAAUCAAUUAAUAGAAAUUACAGAAGAAUUAAAUAAUUCAUCAAAUAUUUCUAUUCAACAAAACUCACAAUCAUUUAUCAAUGAAAUUUCAAUUAUUUCCUCCAAAAGAUCAAAAUUUAACAAAUGGAAACAAAAUGCCAUCACUGUGGCUGGUGGAAAUGGACAAGGACAAGACUUAAAUCAACUCAAAAUCUCUGUUGGAAUCUUUAUUGAUAAAAACAAAAAUAUUUUCAUUGCUGAUUGUGAUAAUCAUCGUAUUAUUGAAUGGAAACAUAAUGCAAAGAAAGGACAAAUCAUUGCAGGUGGAAAUGGCAAUGGGAAUCGAAUGGAUCAAUUGAAUCAUCCACAAGAUGUGAUUGUUGAUCAACAAAAUCAUUCGAUCAUCAUUACUGAUUCGUUAAACAGACGAGUGAUCCGAUGGAUGAAUCAAAACCAACAAACUCUCAUUGACAAUAUUGACUGUUGGGGCUUAGCAAUGGAUAAACAUGGAUUUAUCUAUGUUUUAGAUUGGAAGACGAAUGAAGUGAAACGAUGGAAAAUGGGAGAAUGCAACAAUGAAGGAAUUGUAGUGGCAGGUGCAAAUGGAAAAGGAAAUCAACUUAAUCAACUUAAUUCUCCCAGUUUUAUCUUUGUUGAUGAAGAUCAAUCUGUUUAUGUAUCAGAUGAGUAUAAUAAUCGUGUGAUGAAAUGGAAAAAAGGUGCAAAAGAAGGAAUUGUUGUGGCUGGAGGAAAUGGUGAAGGAGAAAAUCUCAAUCAAUUGUUUAAACCUCAAGGAGUAAUUGUUGAUGACUUAGGUCAAAUCUAUGUGGCAGAUUGUGUGAAUGAUCGAGUAAUGCGUUGGUGUGAAGGAAAAGAAGAAGGUGAAAUUGUUGUAGGUGGAAAUGGUGAAGGAAAUAGAUCAAAUCAAUUGAAUGGUCCCCGUGGUUUAUCUUUUGAUGAUGAAGAAAAUCUUUAUGUUGCUGAUUCGGGAAAUGAUCGAAUUCAAAAAUUUGAAAUAAUAUCUGAAUGA
Molecule: messenger RNA, 1434 nt
Organism: Adineta steineri
Lineage: Eukaryota; Metazoa; Rotifera; Eurotatoria; Adinetida; Adinetidae
Source: the annotation of a GenBank genome assembly